Messenger RNA from Lutzomyia longipalpis, 2723 nucleotides. It is a transcript of the gene Dhx15, whose product is annotated as putative pre-mRNA-splicing factor ATP-dependent RNA helicase PRP1. Gene Ontology annotation, cellular component: spliceosomal complex; intracellular anatomical structure. Gene Ontology annotation, molecular function: RNA helicase activity; RNA binding; ATP binding. Bases 139 to 2328 code for a protein of 729 amino acids. NCBI's taxonomy places the organism in Eukaryota, Metazoa, Arthropoda, Insecta, Diptera, Psychodidae. The transcript has 8 exons. The record is from RefSeq and is a predicted model, not a curated record.
AUCCUAAUGAAGCACAAGUGAAACAUUGGCUGCUUUUGUGCUUUUUCAUCUUUCCUUUUCAGAGCACGUUUAUUAUUUGUUUUCCUCACAAAAAUAUUCACUGGAUAAACGAUUAGUGGCUAGAAAAACUUGUGUAAGAUGUCUAGGAGGCGAAUAGAAGUGAUGGAUCCAUUCAUAAAGAAGCGCAGGCUGGAAAAGGGACUUGAGACGGAUGGUGCGAGCUCCAGUUCGUCUGCUAGUUCCACUUCAAGUACCCCCCAAGCGGCGCAAAGUGUGGUUUCGACCAGCCGAAACAACACAAUUAAUCCCCUAACGGGCGGGCAGUACUCCGCACGCUACCAUGCGCUCUAUCGGAAACGAAUAACACUGCCUGUUUUUGAGUAUCGUGCAGACUUUAUGAGACUCCUUGCGGAGCAUCAAACCAUUGUCCUCGUGGGUGAAACGGGUUCCGGAAAGACCACGCAGAUCCCACAGUGGUGUGUAGAGUAUGCACGAUCAUUGGGCACCAAAGGGGUAUCAUGUACGCAACCUCGGCGUGUGGCAGCGAUGUCAGUGGCUCAGCGUGUUUCGGAGGAAAUGGACGUGAUUCUGGGGCAGGAAGUAGGUUACAGCAUUCGUUUUGAAGACUGCUCAUCACCACGCACCAUCCUUAAGUACAUGACGGACGGUAUGUUGUUGCGAGAGGGUAUGAGUGAUCCAAUGCUCGAGGCGUACCAAGUAAUCCUCCUCGAUGAAGCUCACGAAAGAACCCUGGCCACUGACAUCCUCAUGGGUGUCCUCAAGGAGGUCAUUCGGCAGCGCAGUGAUCUAAAAUUGGUGGUUAUGUCUGCCACACUUGAUGCUGGAAAAUUCCAACAGUACUUUGACAAUGCACCCCUUAUGAAUGUCCCCGGAAGGACGCAUCCUGUGGAGAUUUUCUACACACCAGAACCCGAGAGGGACUACCUGGAGGCAGCUAUUCGUACUGUUAUCCAAAUUCACAUGUGCGAGGAGAUUGAGGGUGAUAUCCUCAUGUUCCUCACGGGGCAGGAAGAGAUUGAGGAGGCGUGUAAACGAAUUAAGCGCGAAGUGGACAAUUUGGGACCAGAGGUUGGCGAACUGAAAUGCAUUCCACUCUACUCCACCCUACCGCCAAAUUUGCAGCAGAGAAUCUUCGAGCCAGCACCACCGAAGAAGCCAAAUGGGGCAAUUGGACGGAAAGUUGUUGUCUCCACGAAUAUUGCUGAAACUUCCCUGACCAUUGAUGGGGUGGUGUUUGUCAUUGAUCCGGGAUUUGCCAAGCAAAAGGUCUACAAUCCGCGUAUUCGCGUUGAGAGUCUCCUCGUGUCGCCAAUUAGUAAAGCAUCAGCUCAGCAGAGAGCUGGUCGUGCUGGUCGUACGCGUCCUGGCAAGUGCUUCAGGCUCUACACGGAGAAGGCGUACAAGAAUGAGAUGCAGGAUAACACAUAUCCCGAAAUCUUGCGUUCCAAUCUAGGCACUGUUGUUCUUCAACUGAAAAAAUUGGGCAUUGAUGAUCUCGUACAUUUUGACUUUAUGGACCCACCGGCUCCGGAAACAUUGAUGCGUGCGUUGGAGCUGCUAAACUACCUGGCGGCUCUCGAUGAUGAUGGGAAUUUGACGGAUUUAGGUGCAGUGAUGGCGGAAUUCCCAUUGGAUCCUCAAUUAGCCAAGAUGCUCAUUGCCAGCUGCAAUCACAACUGCUCCAAUGAAAUCCUAUCGAUAACGGCAAUGUUGUCUGUCCCGCAGUGCUUUGUGCGUCCCAAUGAAGCCAAGAGGGCGGCUGAUGAGGCAAAGAUGCGCUUUGCACACAUCGAUGGAGAUCAUUUGACGCUCCUCAAUGUCUAUCAUGCCUUCAAACAAAGCAAUGAAGAUCCAACGUGGUGUUAUGAGAACUUCAUUAACUACCGAUCACUCAAAUCGGCAGACAAUGUGCGCCAACAGUUGUCCCGAAUUAUGGAUAGAUUCAAUCUCAAGCGUACAAGCACCGAAUUCACCUCGAAGAAUUACUACAUUAACAUCCGAAAAGCCCUUGUCCAGGGAUUCUUCAUGCAGGUGGCUCAUUUGGAGCGAACGGGACACUAUUUGACGAUAAAGGACAAUCAAAUGGUCCAGCUGCAUCCGUCAACGUGUCUCGAUCACAAACCCGAUUGGGUAAUCUACAAUGAAUUUGUGCUAACAACUAAGAAUUACAUCAGAACAGUGACGGAUGUGAAGCCUGACUGGCUUCUAAAGAUCGCUCCGCAGUACUAUGAUAUGAACAACUUCCCGCAGUGUGAGGCUAAGCGGCAGUUGGAGAUAAUUUCGACACGAAUAACUGAUACAGUAUAAAGAAGAAAAAACAAUGCGCGUGAAUUCUUUUUGCUAGAUGUAACAAACUGAAUUACUAAAAGAAAAAGAAAAAUGGACGAUAAACCUAUCUAUUAGCUUCAUAAAAAAUGUUUAAAAAUUCAUUUCACGACAUGAAAUUUUACUGAAACAAAAGAUGUGCGAAAGAUUAUAAAAUUUAGCUCUUGUGAAGUGUAAAAAAAAGUUUUAAACACUCAUCGAGUUUUAAUAAUUCGUAAAAAUCUCUUUAAAAUAGUUCCAAUUUCUCUUCUCCGUCGGAGUUUUCUCCUGAAAUAUACAAUCCUUUCCGUUUUUUGCCACAAUUGAUGAUUGUAAAAAAGCGUCACGAUGGUUUGGUUUAAGAUGAACAAAAAUAAAUUGAUUUUUUUUUGACAAUA